CUAGAAACAAAUACUAAAACAUUAAAAACUAAUGUCGAGAAAUUUCUAAAUAGUAUAAAACCAAAACCAACAAAAGAAAAUUAUAUGGAAAUUGGUUUAUAUUUUGCAAACACGUAUGUGGCCUUUUAUAAUAAUGCAUCAACUGUUCAUCCGAUUGAUUACUUCUGUCAAGAACAUAUUAAUAUUAAUACACGUGGGGAGGAGUUUUUAACAAAAAUGAAAUGAAAAUAAGAAGAAGAAGAAGCAUAUUAUGAUUAAUUAGUUGAAGAUAAAUAUAAAUUAAAUUGUAUAAUACAAUUACAUAUUAUAUUAUAUAUUAUAUUAUAUUACAUUUAAUUGUACAUCUAAUUAUAAACACAUACUAGGUGCACUAUAAUAAUCUACUAACACUAAAAUAAAUUCAAUGUUUUCAUCAAAAAAAUAUUUCAACCUUUAUCGUAUGUUAUUUAUAGCAGGUAGCAAGUAUCUAUCAUUUAUCACUAAUAUAUUAUAUAUUAAUAGGGUUCUAAAUUAGAAAUAUUUCAAUGAAAUUAUGAAAAAUAUUUUGUCUUCUUUAAAACAUGUUCGGUUAUUGUUAGAAACAAUAAUUUCCUUAAACACUUACAAUUAAAAAAAAACAUAUUAUUUUUGUUGAUUUAUUAUUUUACAUUUGUAUAUUCUAUACAUAUUAUGUAGUGCUGAAAAAUAUUAUUAAGAAUAAAAACAUUUUUAUUUUGCA
Molecule: messenger RNA, 718 nt
Organism: Acyrthosiphon pisum (pea aphid)
Lineage: Eukaryota; Metazoa; Arthropoda; Insecta; Hemiptera; Aphididae
Source: RefSeq, marked predicted